CAAAGUAAUGAACAAACGUCAUGUAUGUUAUAUGUUUAUGUAGCCAGGUGUGCAGUCAUUUACAGGCUGGCAUGGCUAAGCGUUUGCUCGCCAGGAUAUAGCACAAAAGUUUGUCAAAGUUAAUGUCAGACGGUUGAAUUGUCGGUCGGCUAGCGUUACAGUUAUCUAACGUCCAACAGCAGCAGCAGCAGCAGGAGGGGAGAUGAAGAUGUUAGCUGGUGGUUUUAUGAUGCUGGUGGUGCAGUUGCUGAGAGGUGCAGUGAAGCAUGCUGGGAGCAGAUCCCUGUGCAGUGUUGAGCAAUUGAUCUCAGCAGGACGUGGUAUCAGCUCGUCCUCACGAGAGUUAUCUGCUAUUGGGAGAACUCAGUCAUCAUCCUGCACAGAUACGGACCACCCCAAAGUCCUCAUCACGGGAGGACUUGGACAGCUGGGCGUGGGGCUUGCCAAGUUGCUUAGGAGGCGGUUUGGAAAGAACAACGUGAUCUUGUCUGACAUCCGGAAACCCCCCAACCAUGUCUACCAUAAUGGUCCGUUCAUCUUCUCAGACAUCUUGGACUAUAAGAACCUCAGGGAGAUUGUGGUCAACAACAACAUCAACUGGCUGGUGCACUACUCAGCUGUGCUGUCAGCUGUGGGAGAGAACAACGUCUCACUGGCCAAAGAGGUCAACAUCACAGGUCUCCAUAACAUAUUAGACAUAGCAACCGAACAUGGUCUGCGUGUGUUUGUCCCCAGCACGAUCGGUGCCUUCGGUCCAUCCUCGCCCAGGGACCCCACCCCUGAGCUGUGUGUGCAGAGACCACGCACCAUCUACGGUGUCUCCAAGGUCCACGCAGAGCUGAUGGGGGAGUACUAUCACCACAGGUAUGGGCUGGAUUUCCGCUGUCUCAGGUAUCCAGGCAUCAUCUCAGCUGACUCGCAGCCUGGAGGUGGAACCACAGACUAUGCCGUCCAGAUCUUCCACGCAGCCGUGAAAACCGGUCAUUUUGAGUGCAACCUGCACGGCGACACACGGCUUCCAAUGAUGUACAUUGAUGACUGUCUCAGGGCUACUCUGGAGUUUCUUGAGGCUCCGGCGGACACGCUGGUCAGCCGCACCUACAAUAUCAACGCCAUGAGCUUCACGCCGCACGACCUCACCAAGGAGAUACAGAAAGCCCUGCCUGACCUCAAGGUCACCUACAGUGUGGACCCUGUGCGGCAGGCUAUAGCCGACGGCUGGCCAAUGGCGUUAGAGGACAGCGCGGCGAGGCGGGACUGGGGCUGGAAGCACGAGUAUGACCUCCCAGAGUUGGUGCAGACCAUGUUGACUCACAUCACCACGGGAAACCAGCUGGCACAAGCAUACUGAGCCUUUUGUAGCAAAAAAUCUGUGAAAAUCAGCCAACUCCAUACAAAGCUUUACUUGAAAGUUUGUGACACUGAAGAUUUAAGCUUUUUUUUUUUAGAGAGAUCCUAAAUAUUAAAAAAGUAACAUAAUCAGACCACCAGUUUGACAAUGAAAGUUACAUAUAAAUCUCCAGAGGCAAAAACAUUCCAUAUCAUUCAGUAUAUUUUUGAUUAGAUUUGUGAUUUUCAUCUCAUUUUUCUUUUUCCUCUCCAUUCUCUGACCAUCCAUCAUCAUCUGGGAUCGGAGCUUUUGUGUGAAGCUUAAGAUGUGCUUCACUGAAUGUACUGUAUGUGUGUAUUUACGUCCUUGUCGUGUUGUAUCUGUAAGUAUACAGAUGACUGUGUGAGCAGGAACGCGUAGCAUCUGUUGUAGCUGAACGCUUGCCUUAGGGGGGGGCACUUCUGCCGUCCUGGCAACCAGUUGGCCUUUAGUAAGAGCUGCACUCCAACUGGUCACCAAUAUGUACUGUAACCAUAAACACUGAAAGGCUUUACUGUGGGUACUGUUACUACAGAAACUGCUGAAGUAACCCUAGCUUUAACUGAAAUUGCCUGCUGCAGUUUUCUCUUGUGAUAGUUUCAGGAAGGGAAACCGAUCAAAGUAAAUGUUUGAGUUGAACUAGACCAGCUUUUAAGAGCUACUUGACCUCACUAGUGUGCUUUUAUGUAUUUUUUUUCUUGUUGUUUCAUUUAUAUUUAAAUAUUUUUUAUUGUUGCUGUUCUGUUCUGUUUAGAAGCUGCAGCCUGGGUGCUAAAUAUUUAUGAAUGUUGAAUCAAUGAAGGCAUUAGCAGCCAUUUUAUUUAAGGAAAGUAGAGCUCUCUGUUAGUUUUUGUAAAUGUUGAUGUUAUUUAUAUUGCCAUUAUUUGCUUUUCUGGUUAAAUCAAAAGGACUUUUCUAAAUAAAUCCUUGUUUGAAACCAU
Thunnus maccoyii (southern bluefin tuna) is the source of this 2310-nucleotide messenger RNA. Its product is annotated as L-threonine 3-dehydrogenase, mitochondrial-like. The coding region runs from base 203 to 1351 and encodes 382 amino acids. Gene Ontology annotation, biological process: L-threonine catabolic process. The record is from RefSeq and is a predicted model, not a curated record. Lineage: Eukaryota; Metazoa; Chordata; Actinopteri; Scombriformes; Scombridae. The transcript has 10 exons. Gene Ontology annotation, molecular function: L-threonine 3-dehydrogenase activity.